Messenger RNA from Mizuhopecten yessoensis (Yesso scallop), 2463 nucleotides. RefSeq lists its product as uncharacterized. Bases 619 to 1347 code for a protein of 242 amino acids. The transcript has 3 exons. Lineage: Eukaryota; Metazoa; Mollusca; Bivalvia; Pectinida; Pectinidae. Gene Ontology annotation, cellular component: cell-cell junction; membrane. Gene Ontology annotation, biological process: cell-cell adhesion. The record is from RefSeq and is a predicted model, not a curated record.
CGCUGUAAAACGCGCGUCUAUGUUAUCUUAUAAGACCUCACUCACAAAACUAAUAUACAGCCUGAUAAAUUAACGGGAAAUGGCAACACACGGGUCAGCAGUUUGAAUAUCUACUUUAUACAAUUGAAUUUACAUUCAAACUGUAAUCAGUUAAAUACUAACCACAUGUGUACGACACAGGUAGUGUACAUGUAUGGUAUACGUUUGGUACGCUGUCAAUCUAGCGAUCAUCACACCAAUACCAUAUACGAAUCGCCUUGUGCUACUUCAAGGUGUAGGAAAACUAACGGCACUACCUCACCUGUCAGACCCGUGAUAUCACUAACAGGCUGUGGACUAAAGUAUUACACGUACAAUCGCUAACACAGAGGACGUAGAUAACAUUAAAACGAUGGAAUGGUCAUUACGAGAUGUCGGGCUCUUUGAUGUCUGUUAAGAUACACGUUUAUUGCUGUUUAGUAUCAACAGAAAAAGACAUGCACGGUUAAAGGACGUAAUAACAAAUUUCAAUCAAUAGUAUGUGAUACAUAAAAUUGCUUCACAUCUUCCCUAGUGGUUGUACAGAACAGAAUAUGUUAUUCAAAGAGUCGAAUUUUGGAGAUUGUAUUUGACCAUGGUAUGGGAUGUACAAAAGAACGCUUACAGCUCGUGCCAGGCACAUGUCUGUUGGUGAUAGGGUUUGUACUAACGAUAACCAGUGUAGCAUCUGCUCACUGGUGUCAUUCAGAGGACAAGACGCUGUAUGUCGGACUUUGGGAAAUAUGUUUCCUCGUGAAAGCAUCGGAAGUACAAUGUUUCGAGUUCCGUGAGCGGGAUUAUACACCUAUUAUAAUAUUCAUCACAAGUGCUUUGUGUGUGAUUGGCGCCAUAUUUGACUUUGUUGCUGUACUAUGGGGUGUGGCUGCUAUUUUCCAGAAGAAAAAGCGUGCAUUCAAAUGGACAAAGAAAGCAGGCAUCAUGGCUGUUUUAUCAGAUGUGUUGGUGGCCAUUGCUGUAUGUCUAUACGCAGCUUCAUAUGAAUCUAUCCACUAUCAAAAGAUUCCACGAUGGACAGUCGGGACUGAUGUUAACCUUGCUUGGUCCUUUUAUGUCGCCUGUGGAGCAGCAGUCACCAUUCUUCUAGGAGCGACAUUAUCCAUCUCCAUAGCGCUGCAAUCUUCACCUAUUUCAACUGUCCACGUGACACCGAUGACAGGACACAGCCCAUCACCUCUGAUGCACCCACCACCAAGCUCCCGAAUCCCAUCCCCAUUCAGACUGCGUCCUCGUGCACCCUCGCCAUUACCAUUUUCCCGAGCUGCAUUUCAGACCCCGAGGAUGAACCAUUCGCCCGUGUUUCCUUCUUGACGUAAAGUACGAUAUCUGUGUGUACCAGAGGCUGUUUGUUGUAUAAUUCAGUGCCAAUUCGUCUUGCCAGCUAGUGUUACACCAUCAACAUUGUAUUAAACAUGGAUAUGUCAUACCAAGUAUUUUGUAGUUCAGUAUAGACAUUUUCGCAGUUUGACUUCCACAGAUUGCAGUGUGAAAAUGUUCGCUUAAAUUAUAACGCUAUACAUUUAUGCAUUUUCUACUGUGUAUUAAUGUUCGUGCAAGCAUAUUUUCGUUCAUUAAGUGAAUACAUAAUUAGCGAAAACAACAUCCACCUUUUGGUAACAAAACUGUAACAGAUAAGCAGGAUAUGUUAAGGAACAAAGACCUUGUAAAUACAGACUUAAUAUAUAACGACUGACAAUGUAGAAGUUUCAAAAAACGAACUCAAAUGUUAGAAGUAUUUUGAAGUGUUAAAUAUCUCUUGGGCUGUGAAUGUCAACACUUGCACGAAAUUGGUACAUGUUCACAACCUUUAAAUCUGCGUAUGUGUUGUAUAUGUGUGAAUUGAAAUGCAUUUUUUAAACAAACAUAAUGAUAAACUACACGUCCCAGUUUUUGAGAUGUGAACAAACCCCGUAUAUUUUCUGUAUUUAAUAACUAGAUAUGUCAGAAAACUACAGCAGUCAAAUCGUUGUUAGGAAAUCUGAAUGUAUCCUGAUAUAGCACAUUAAAAAGUUAAACAAGAGCAAUAAAACAAGUCAUACAGACAAUUAUUUAGAAGGAAUUUUAUUGUCUGAUUUCCAUACUUCAUCAUGUAGCAGCUUGAACAAAGUUUAACAUGGUUAAGAUGAUUAUCGUAACAGAAAAGAUAUAAGAAGCACCCACACAGUUACCUAAGGACGACUUUGCCCUAGCCCCCGACCUGAGUAGGAAUAUCAGUAACACAUUUAAUUCAACCAUGACGAUUUUGUUUCAUUUAGAAAAUUUCUCUUUCGUUGCACUUACGAAUUAUAAGCGACUUCAUCUGUCAUGUGUCUGGAGUAAAAACUUGAGAAAGCAAAUAAUAUAUUUUUAUCCACUAAUAACGUGUUACUUAACUGCUAUUCCGUCUUUGCGUAUUGCAGAGUGAUCUUAUCUUGGGAGCAGGUAUUG